UAGCAUGUAGCAUCAGGGAAUAGAUGGACUGGAGCCGCGCGCGUUAUCCCGCAAAAACCGCCCGAUUUAACCGAGAAAACACAAAAUUAUCACAGUGAAUCACGUUCGAGAGUGAAGACGAGACACGCGAAAUGCAGUGAUGAAGCGCGUGCGUACGGAGCAGAUUCAGUACGCUGUGGCUCAGUACUUGAAGAGGAGGCAGUAUGUGGACACCGACAGCUCACUGAAAACAGCCAAACUCUGCCAGACGCCGGAGGAGAUGGCAGCCAGCAUCACGGUGCAGACAGAGUCGGGCUGUGCGAACGUGGUUUCAGCGGCUCCGUGUCAGUCCGACCCUCAGCAGUACGAGGCUCAGUUCUCCAGACUUCACUCUUUUCUCUCAGACACAGAUCUCCCGUGGGCGCGGGAGGUGAGCCUGGUCCUCUUCCCGCUCUUCGUUUACCUGCAUCUGGACAUGGUUCGCUCCGGGCUGAAGUCCGCGGUGGACAGUUUCUACGGCCGCUUCCACUCGCUGUUCCUCCAGGAGCCCGAGCAGAGGCCCGUCGUGGAGCAGCUCCGACACGUCCUCUCGCCGCAGGACAUCAGCUCCAGCUCCAAACUCUCGGCUUUUCUGGAGAAUAAGUUUGUGGUUCGUCUGAGCGAGGCGGCGUACGGAUACCUGCUGCGAUACCUGCAGAGCGAGGACAACAGCGCCCUCUGCAGAGCACUGAGCGCGCAGCUGCAGCUCGAGGUGACCACGGCCCCGCGCACAGACUACCAGCUGUACGGGGCUCCGGGCGCCGCCGCCUCCGCCCCCAACGCGCUCUCGUCCUGGGCGGGGGUGGACGGGGCAGAGGGGGGCGCGGAGGGCGUGGAGGUCCCCGCGGAGAUCCCCCAGAACGAGGCCGCUCUAGACGCGCUCCAGGACGUCAUCAAGAAGGUCCGAGAAGGCCCGCCGUCCCUCACCACCGUGUGCUUCUACUCCUUCCACCACACGGAGGCGCUGCUGAACGCCGCCGAGGUCUCCCCCGACAGUCGGCUGCUGGCGGCGGGGUUCGACAGCUCCGCCGUGAAGCUCUGGAGCCUCCGAGCGCGGAAACUCAAAGCCAAACCGCACCAGGUGGACGUGUCGCGCAUCAGACUGGCCUGCGACGUGCUCGAGGAACAGUUUGAGGAGGAGGAGGUGAGCGGCAGUGAGAUCCAGACGCUGCGCGCUCACAGCGGUCCCGUGUACCGCACGUGCUUCCUGUCCGACAGCUCGGGGCUCCUGUCGUGCUCGGAGGACGCGACGCUCCGGUACUGGGACCUGUCCAGCUUCACCAACGCGGCGCUUUACCGCGGCCACACGUACCCCGUCUGGGACCUGGACAUCAGCCCGUCCAGCCUCUACUUCGCCAGCGCCUCGCACGACCGCACCGCGCGGCUCUGGACCUUCUCGCGCGCUCACCCCCUGCGGAUCUACGCCGGACACCUGGCCGACGUCGACUGCGUCAAGUUCCACCCCAACUCCAACUACAUCGGGACGGGCUCGACGGACAAAACGGUUCGCCUGUGGAGCACGCAGCAGGGGGCGAGCGUGCGCCUCUUCACCGGCCACCGCGGCCCCGUCCUGGCUCUGGCCUUUUCCCCCAACGGCAAAUACCUGGCGUCGGCCGGCGAGGACCAGCGGGUGAAGCUGUGGGACCUGGCGUCGGGGACUCUCUUCAAAGACCUGCGCGGGCACACGGACAGCGUCACCGGCCUGUCGUUCAGCCCCGACAGCAGCCUGGUCGCCUCCUCGUCCAUGGACAACUCGGUGAGGGUCUGGGACAUCCGGAAUUCCCACGGCGCCGCUCCCCCCGACGGAUCGUCCAGCGAGAUGGUCGGACUUUACACGGGGAACACCAGCAGCGUGCUCAACGUGCAGUUCAUGGCCUGCAACCUGCUGGUGGUGACCGGUACUGCGCCCGAGAAAUCAGAACAGUAAAAAUAAGACCAAAAAAAACUGGAGCUGGGAAAGAAUUACAGUCAAACUAAACUACGAUUUGCAAGUUAAAGCCCCAUUACGUCACAUUUCAGUCAGUUUAUGGCCUGACACCUGCUGGUGGCGAUCGGUACUGCACCCCAGAAAUCAGAACAAUAACUUCAUGGCAAAAAAACGUUUUGAUGUGGAGGAGGAGCGAGUAAUGGCACGUCUCAAACUAAAAAUAAUUAUUGAUUUGAUGUCAAAUUUAACAGUGCAAUUUAAAGCCCUAUUACGUCACAUUGCAGUCAGUAUAUGACCUUAAACCUGCUGGUGUCGACCGGUACUGCACCCAAGAAAUCAAAACAGUAACGUUAUGACCAAAAAAAAUGGAGUUGGAGAAGGAGCACAGUCAAACUAAACUAUGAUUUGCAAUUUAAAGCCCCAUUACGUCACAUUUCAGUCAGUUUUUGACCUUAAACCUGCUGGCGGCGACCGGUACUGC
Boleophthalmus pectinirostris (great blue-spotted mudskipper) is the source of this 2426-nucleotide messenger RNA. RefSeq names its product TAF5-like RNA polymerase II, p300/CBP-associated factor (PCAF)-associated factor (gene taf5l). The transcript has 7 exons. Gene Ontology annotation, molecular function: protein binding; transcription coactivator activity. Gene Ontology annotation, cellular component: histone acetyltransferase complex; nuclear protein-containing complex. Gene Ontology annotation, biological process: regulation of DNA-templated transcription. Lineage: Eukaryota; Metazoa; Chordata; Actinopteri; Gobiiformes; Gobiidae. Bases 140 to 1945 code for a protein of 601 amino acids. The record is from RefSeq and is a predicted model, not a curated record.